This is a messenger RNA of Hibiscus syriacus, 963 nucleotides long. Its product is annotated as pentatricopeptide repeat-containing protein At3g13150-like. NCBI's taxonomy places the organism in Eukaryota, Viridiplantae, Streptophyta, Magnoliopsida, Malvales, Malvaceae. The record is from RefSeq and is a predicted model, not a curated record. The transcript has 2 exons. Gene Ontology annotation, molecular function: protein binding. The coding region runs from base 1 to 963 and encodes 320 amino acids.
AUGCUGAUACGAUUGAAAAGCCCCAAAGCCCUGCCCUUUCACCAGAAAGAAACCCUUGUCGUCGAAAAAUUCCAUUCCUUAAUCAAAGAGCACCACAGCAAAAACCCUAACCCAGAUUCAAACUCGACCCCAAACUUCAUCGAUCAGAUGAAAGCCAAAAGCGUCGACAUCUCGCUCGAAACCUUUGCGAUUCUAAUCAGGCGUUACGUGAAGGCCGGGUUGGCUGCAGAGGCUGUGCACGCGUUUAAUCGCAUGGAGGAUUACGUGUGCUGUCCUGAUAAGAUCGCGUUUUCUGUUUUGAUUAGUAUUUUAUGCAGAAAAAGAAGGGCUGAUGAAGCUCAAACUUUUUUCGAUAAAUUGAAGGACAAGUUUGAACCUGGUGUGAUUAUGUACACCAGCUUGCUUAACGGUUGGUGUCGGGCGCAGUCGGAUCCGGGGUGUUUGAUGAAGAGCAUGUCGGUGAAGGGACCUUUUCUAGAAGAUCUUUCAAUUAGAGUUCCACCUAAGAAACCAAGUACUGUUCCGUUGCCAACAGAUGGUUUUGUUGAAGAACCCAAUGAUCCUGGUGCAAUCUCUUCUCCGUUUUCAGUUCCACGGCCAUCACAAAAUAGGGAGAACUCUCUCCUUCCUCCAGAUUCAAAUGAAAAGGAAUGUGUUUGGGAUGCUUCUUUGCCUCCAAGUGGUAAUAUAAGUCCACAUAGCAGCAUUGACAGUACCGGGGUGGUGACUGCAAUGAGCAUUGUCAAUAGUUGUGCUAAUACAUAUAGGAGUGAUGCUGUUACUAGUGAUGGCAUGUUCAGCAUGGAUAGGAACUGUGAGAGUACAAAGGGAAGUGUUAGAGCAGAUUCACUUGAGAGCGCAAAGACUAAUAUUAGCCGUGCAAGUGAUAGCAGUGGCAUUAGCGAUGACAGUAACUGGAGUAACAUCACCGGAAGUUCUAAUAAACCUCAUAUGACAAGAUAG